Messenger RNA from Aureobasidium subglaciale EXF-2481, 1071 nucleotides. RefSeq lists its product as uncharacterized. Bases 1 to 1071 code for a protein of 356 amino acids. Lineage: Eukaryota; Fungi; Ascomycota; Dothideomycetes; Dothideales; Saccotheciaceae. Gene Ontology annotation, biological process: phosphatidylinositol metabolic process. Gene Ontology annotation, molecular function: phosphatidylinositol kinase activity. The transcript is spliced from 2 exons. The record is from RefSeq and is a predicted model, not a curated record.
AUGGCGCGUCAACAGGGAGUCGCAAGAUCGAUUGUUUACGCGAUACUCGACAAUGAUGGAGUUAGGGUUCGCUCUCUUCUUUCACGAGCUCUCGCAGCCAUCACAUAUUUCUUUGCCCUAUAUCAACUAUCUUUGACCAGGCUGAGGAAUGAUUUGUUCGGAAAAUUGCGCGAGCGAUGGCAGGUCGACGACGAAGACUACAAGGACAGCUUUGGCAAGAAAGACGCGUUAGAGGCGACAGGUGACAUGGGCUUCUCCGGGAGCACCUUCUACACAACCUCUGACGGGUCAUAUCUUGUCAAAAGUGUCCCCAGAGGGUUCGAACAUUCGUUUUUCCGUGACGACUUCCUGGAACCUUACUAUGAGCACAUGAUUAACGACACGAAAUCACUUCUCGUCCGCAUUACCGAUUUUAUGGCAUGGUCACGGUUUGGCAUCGGCGGUUGGCUUGGAACAGCACCAACUCAUCACAUCGUUAUGGAGAACAUUCUGAUCGGCAAGGAAAAAGACAAGACGUCGAAGUGGGAAACCUGGGAUCUCAAACCUACAUCUUACUUCUUCCCGGAACGGGAUAUCGCUGGGGGCAUGCUGACCUCUGACGCAACCAAAGACCGCUUAGCAGACAAAUUCGAGGAUAAGAUUGUUCUGACUCAGGCUCAGGCUGACGAGUUCUUUGAGCAGCUUUCCAAAGACACCGGAUUGCUCGAACGGUGCAAUGCUGUUGACUACUCCCUAUUUUUGGUCCGGAUCCCGCUUACCAACUCCGACAACUCUUCUGCCCAACAAAGUCAGGAAGAGGCCAUAAGACAGUCAGAGCGACCUCCCUUUGUGCCUCCUACCCAUUCCUGGCGCUCGGGAGUUCACUCUGCUGAUCAGAAGUUCGUAUUCCGCGCUGCGCUACUCGACUUCUUCUGGGCAAAACACAAACUCCACGCCAAGAUCAUGACAUGGCUGAUCAAAGCAUGGAACUUGAUUGACCGCCAAGGGCCUAUGAGUAUUACGACGACUCCAGAGGAAUAUCGCCAAAGGUUUCUCUCGAUGUGUCAUGAGAUCGUCGAGAUCAAGAGAUAA